Leptopilina boulardi is the source of this 1850-nucleotide messenger RNA. Its product is annotated as MAPK/MAK/MRK overlapping kinase-like. Gene Ontology annotation, cellular component: nucleus; cytoplasm. Gene Ontology annotation, biological process: protein phosphorylation; intracellular signal transduction. The record is from RefSeq and is a predicted model, not a curated record. Gene Ontology annotation, molecular function: ATP binding; protein serine/threonine kinase activity. NCBI's taxonomy places the organism in Eukaryota, Metazoa, Arthropoda, Insecta, Hymenoptera, Figitidae. The transcript has 12 exons. Bases 166 to 1737 code for a protein of 523 amino acids.
UGGAGCAUCUUUUUUUUGUAUGAAUGUUUUCCUUCUUUUUUUAUACAAUAACUUUUAACUGUUUAACAUUAGAAAGUUUUCAUCAAAAAAUGGUAUUUAUACGUGGAAAUCAAUUAUUUGAUUUUAAGCAAGAAUUUUAUAUCAGCAAACACAUAAUCUUAAAUUAUGUUCGACACAUUUUUGAAAAAAUAUAAGGUAAUAGAGAAAAUUGGUGAAGGUUCAUUCUCGGAUGUUUUAAAAUGUCAAAAUAAAGUGUCUAGUGAAUUAUUUGCAGCGAAACGUUUGAAGAAAACUUAUUUUAAUAUUAAGGAAAUUUUGGAAUGUUCAGAAGUCUCGACAAUGAGAAAAAUCACGAGACAUCCAAAUGUUUUAUAUGUGCUUGAAUGUUUGUAUGAUCCAUUAUCUGGGAGAGUUACUCUUAUUUUUGAAUUAAUGGAUAUGAGUCUUUAUGUCAUGAUGAAAGCAAGAAAAGGGCAGAUGAUUAUGGAGAAAAAAGUCAAAUUAUAUUUACAUCAGCUAUUAAAAGGAUUGGAGCAUUUGCAUAAGCAUGGGAUUUUUCAUCGAGAUAUUAAACCGGAAAAUAUUUUAAUAAAGGGAGAUUCUAUAAAAUUAGCCGAUUUAGGAUCUGUUAAAGGAAUUUACAGUAAACCACCUUACACUGAUUAUAUUUCAACCAGAUGGUAUCGUCCACCUGAAUGUUUGCUAACAACGGGAUAUUAUGGAUCAAAAAUGGAUAUUUGGGCGUCUGGUUGUGUAUUCUACGAAUUAUUAACAUUAAAACCUCUUUUUCCUGGUUCAAAUGAAUUGGAUCAAAUUUCAAAAAUUCACGAUAUUCUGGGUACACCUCACGCAAGAUUAGUGGUGAAAUUCCGAAAACAAACACUUCGAAAUUGUUUUUUCUUUUCGUCGAAGAAAGGCCAAGGACUUUAUUCAUUGGUUCCACAUGUAUCUGAAGCUGGAAGAGAUCUUUUGCGAUUAAUGUUAAUUUAUGAUCCGGAAUUCAGAAGCAAUGUAAAAAGACUUUUGGAUCAUCGAUACUUUUAUGAACUAAGAGAAGAAUUGCCGAGAAUUACAAGAAGCGUAACGCAAGCAAUUCAAAAAAAUUCUCCACAAUGGCAAAAUCCUGUUCUUAUAAACCAUAUUUUGUCUCAAAAACGACGAAAAUCGAAAUUUUCCAGAAUUCUGCCAACCGAUUCAAAUUCAAGAAGAAAUUCAUCAUGCGAAUUUAUUCAACCAAGAGUUUUAAAUUCAACGCAAUGGAUACCAAAUAUUCCUCAAAAAAAUCCAUUCAGCCGAAAAAUUACGAUAAUCAAAUCGGAUGGUUCAGAAAUAAAAUUACCAAAUAUUGAAUGUAAUAAUGGAAGACAUAUUUCAAUGUAUGAGAAUCAAAACAAAAUGCAGAAAGUAAUCAUGGAGAGAAACAAUUCAUUAAAAGUGGAUUAUCCUAAUUUAAGAGCGCGGAGAUUUAAUCGUUAUUUUUACGAAGGAGAAACGUGCAGACAAAUUAAUGAACUGCCUUACAAUAAAAUUCCACAAGAAAAAUUAACUCAUCGUCAUGUCCUACCAAAGCAAUCAGGAUAUCAAUUUCUAUAUAGACAACAACAAAAUUUACGUUCUAUUAACAUGGAAAAUGGUAUUCGUCGUGUGCCCGAAAUUUCCGGAAAAAGGCCAAGCUUUAAUAUUAAAUCACCUUACGUGAAAAGUCCAGCAAAGAAAAUUGCUAAACAUGAAUUUUGAAAUAAGACAACACAAAAAUACAAAGUUCAAAUAUCAACAAGAUAAAUUACAGAAUAAGAGAUUAAAUUGAGUUAUAAAUUUUCAAAAAUUUUACAAUAAAAUUAAUUCUUCAC